UGAUCAAGAACAAGAGCAAGAGCAAGAGCGAUUAGAGAGAGAAAAUGGCGGAAACUCUGGUCCUGCGGGGAACAAUGAGGGCUCACACGGACUGGGUCACCGCGAUCGCCACCCCAAUCGACAACUCCGACAUGAUCGUGACGGCGUCCCGCGACAAAUCCAUCAUCCUCUGGCACCUCACCAAGGAAGAGAAGGUCUACGGCCUCCCCCGCCGCCGCCUCACUGGACACUCCCAUUUUGUCCAGGACGUCGUCCUGUCCUCCGACGGCCAGUUCGCUCUCUCCGGUUCCUGGGACGGCGAGCUCCGCCUCUGGGACCUCGCCGCCGGCACCACCGCCCGCCGCUUCGUCGGCCACACCAAGGACGUUCUCUCCGUUGCCUUCUCCAUCGACAAUCGCCAGAUCGUCUCUGCCUCCCGAGACCGAAGCAUCAAGCUCUGGAACACUCUCGGAGAGUGCAAGUACACGAUUCAGGACGGUGAUGCUCAUUCCGAUUGGGUCAGCUGUGUUCGAUUUAGCCCUAACAAUCUCCAGCCGACGAUUGUGUCUUCCUCUUGGGACCGGACCGUGAAGAUUUGGAAUCUUACCAACUGUAAGAUCAGGUCUACUCUCGCUGGCCACUCUGGCUAUGUGAAUACGGUGGCGGUGUCGCCUGAUGGGUCGCUUUGCGCGAGCGGAGGGAAAGAUGGGACUAUUUUGUUGUGGGACUUGUCGGAGGGCAAGAGGCUUUACUCGCUCGAUGCUGGCUCGAUCAUUAAUGCUCUCUGUUUCAGCCCUAAUAGGUACUGGCUCUGUGCGGCUACUGAGGCCAGCAUCAAGAUCUGGGAUUUGGAGAGCAAGAGCAUUGUAGUGGAUCUCAGGGUCGAUGCUAAACAGGAGGCGGAAAUGGCCGAAGGCGGGAAUACGCAAUCCUCUGGUGUCAAAAACAAGGUCAUAUACUGCACAAGCUUGAGCUGGAGUGCCGAUGGAAGCACAUUAUUCAGUGGAUAUACUGAUGGCAUAGUCAGAGUUUGGGGGAUUGGUCGUUUCUGACUGCAAUUCAUUAUAGAAAUUUUUAUGUCAUCUAGGUUUCAGUCGAAAUGUUGGAAGGAUAAUUUGGAUUCUGUGUGUUUGAUGGCUUUGUGGCCUAUGUUAUUUUUGUUUGUUUUGGAUAUUUUGUUAGUUGUUUACAUUUGGUUUUGACCAUAAUUGAAGUUAUAAGCUUGUUUGCCUGGUUUGAGCUUUCUUA
This is a messenger RNA of Camellia sinensis, 1227 nucleotides long. NCBI's taxonomy places the organism in Eukaryota, Viridiplantae, Streptophyta, Magnoliopsida, Ericales, Theaceae. The record is from RefSeq and is a predicted model, not a curated record.